Oryza brachyantha (malo sina) is the source of this 1031-nucleotide messenger RNA. RefSeq names its product brassinosteroid-responsive RING protein 1-like. The transcript has a single exon. Lineage: Eukaryota; Viridiplantae; Streptophyta; Magnoliopsida; Poales; Poaceae. The coding region runs from base 145 to 642 and encodes 165 amino acids. Gene Ontology annotation, molecular function: zinc ion binding; ubiquitin protein ligase activity. The record is from RefSeq and is a predicted model, not a curated record. Gene Ontology annotation, biological process: protein ubiquitination.
CUGAAACCGGCCGGGCACGGAUUUGCGUGCGUGUCUCCGUGUGCUUAUGCAACUCGCGCGGCUCUGGCCUCCCACUGCCCGCCCCCCGACGCUUUCGCUGAGUGAUCGGAUCGCGCCGCAGGUGCAGCGGAGCGCGGUGGUGCCAUGAGCUUCCCGCUCGUGCUCCUCUGCAGCGAGAUCCCGCGGCCCGUCGUCGCGCUGUUCAAGCUGUUCCAAGCCGUCGCGCUGGCCUUCGUGCUGGCGCUCUGCUUCCUCGGCCUCUACGAGUUCCCCUACACCGCCGAGGACCACGCCCCGCUCAUCCACGGCCGCCGCCGCCAUCCCCUCGGCGACGGCCUGCAGCCCGAGAAGGUGAAGCAGAGCCUCCCGUUGGUCGAGUACAUGCACCUCGCCGAGCUGUCGCCGUCGCCGGCGGCGGCUUGCCACGACGGCGAGAGCGGCUACCCGACCACCUGCAGGGUGUGCCUGGAGGGGCUGGAGGCGACGGACGAGGUGAGGCGGCUGGGCAACUGCACCCACGCCUUCCACAUCGGCUGCAUCGACCGGUGGAUCGACCUGGGCGAGGUGACGUGUCCUCUCUGUCGGUCCCACCUGCUGCCGCGUCAGCGGAGGGGCCUGCUUGGCAGUAGGCGGUUCGGCUAAUUGUUGCCAUCGAGGGGGGUAUUUUCGUCAUUUCAGGCUGUACGUCUCGCCAUUGCUGCUGGAUGGGUGCGGUCCAACCGCAGACUGAUUCCGAUUAGGACGACUAACCACCGAGCAGUACCGGUGCAAAAUCAAUUGAUCGCUGUGCUCACGCGAAAAUUAAUGGCUUCUUGGAAUUCCGCGCGUGUACUUUUUUGACGCAUAGUUGCAUCCCACCAGAUGUGUACUGUACACCGUUUAGCUUUUGGGUUCAGACUGCUUGCCAUACGCCCAUGCGGCUAUGUUGCUGUUGAUCUGUUUGAUUGAUCCGCCUCAGCUGCAUCGGAUCGAUGUGUAACUAAACCAUGUAUUGAUGUAUAUAUAAUCACAAUUAUGGUAGUAAGGUGGCA